Molecule: messenger RNA, 945 nt
Organism: Ilex paraguariensis (yerba mate)
Lineage: Eukaryota; Viridiplantae; Streptophyta; Magnoliopsida; Aquifoliales; Aquifoliaceae
Source: the annotation of a GenBank genome assembly
AUGGAGACCGGUGGUGGUGGAGGAUUUGGUGAUGGUAAUAAUCGUCGGCGGCUAUCAUUGAACGAAAGAACCAAUUCAUCGAACAAUCUACGAGGCAAAGACACCACCGAUGGCAACAACAACGGCGGCCGUCAAAACUUGACCUUAACCGCCGAUAAAAAGCUGCUAAAUCGGACACUUCUUGACAUCAUCCGUGAUGACGACUCGACCGGAGACAAAGACCAUAAGAAGAGCUGGAAACAUUUCAGAGAUACGCUCCGUCUCCGCCGUGCAGGAGUCGCUUGGGCCUCCUCCGUGUACAUUCCGACUUCCGAUGUUCCCGUUAAGCAAACUAAUAAUAGGAUGAUCACGCGGAGGCAUUCGACUCGGAUUAUGAAUACGAAUGAACCUAUCUCAAAUGAGUCGACUCACGAGUCAACUCAGCAAGAACUAUCAUCGGCAACUCAUGCUGAAUUCAAUAGAGUUACGAGCAACAGAGCGAUAUCGUUGAGGCGUCACUCGAGUUUUAUUCUAGAGAGACAAAAUAGUCGAUUGAUUACUACAAAUGAAGACAGCGUUCCUGAAGAUGAAAUAGAUUUAUCGGCGGAGGAGGUGGCGGGAGAGACGGAGGAGGAGGAGGAGAUGACGAUGGCGGAGAGGGAGGGAGAAAGGAGAGGGGAGGGGCGGGUGAGGAUUUCAUUGAUGUCAUUGUUGGCUGAGAGUGAUAGGCAAAUGGGAUUGGAGGGUUUGGCGUAUAUGAUUGAUGACGAUGAGGAAGAAGAGGGAGAGGAUGGUGGUGGAGGGGAGUAUAAUAAUUGUAGUGUGUGCAUGGUGAGGCACAAGGGUGCAGCGUUUAUACCAUGUGGGCAUACAUUUUGCAGGCUGUGUUCUAGGGAGCUUUGGGUACAAAGGGGUAAUUGCCCUGUUUGCAAUGGGUUCAUCUUGGAAAUUCUUGAUAUUUUUUGA